AUGGCAACAUUUAUGGAACGAUUAGCUUUUCUUCAGAAAGUUCCCACCCUCAUGAAGGCGACAGCAGAUGAUGAAACGCCCUGUCCUGGCUACCUUUUCCAGGAGAUUGGAAAGAUCUGCCAGGAGUCAUCCGGUUGUGGUCAGUGUUUGUUGGAGUACCUUUUAGAGAGGCUACAAGUUGAAUCCUGUCAUGUCAAACUGAAGGUGCUGAAGAUCUUUGUCCAUCUCUGUGGCCAUGGGUCAAAUCAUUUCCUUACAGAGCUCAGAAGGAAUUCCACCUUCAUCCAGCAAGCAUCGAUUUACAGUGGCCCACCUGAUCCCAUCCAUGGCACAGCACUUUACCAGAAAGUGAGGAAAACUGCACAGGAAGUGGCUCGGUUACUUUUCUCAGAUGUGGUUCUCACCAAAAGCAGUAUGACUUCACACAGCAUAGCUCCUCCAACGAUGGGCAUGGGAUCAACAAGUUCCCACAGGCCAGGGUUGCAGGGCUUUGGACACAGUUCAGUGAAGCAGGGGACAGCAGGCAGUGACUCAUUGUUAGACAAGAUCCAAAAAGCUGCUGAGGUAGUUGCCAGCGCUGUUCUACCCCCAAUGGAGCAACAGGGCAUCCGUCUCCAUGACAACUAUUACUGCGCAGUUGUGGCACCAUCUGCACCCAUAGAGGUUGCUGUACCUGCAUGUGCCUAUAACACGCCUGCUAGAAGAGCUGAAGUGACCCAACGAUGCCCAGGGCAGGUAGGGGGUGGCUGGGAGGAGACUGACAGCAACAACAGCUCCUCUCACAACUCUUCUCAAGAAAUUGCAUCCAACAGCAGAACAUCUGUGGGCAGCAAGUCGGCUGGUACAAGGAGCCAAUCAGGAGCCAGCAGAGAGAGUAAUGGGGACCUCUCUGAACGGACAGAAGCCUUGCAGCUGGGUGACUGUGGACAGGAGACAGCUCUCAUUAAUAAACUGACAGAGGGCUCCAGAGUUUUCCUGACCAGAGAGGAGAGUCAACACUUCCUCAAAGAGUGCUUCCUUCUUAACUGUGAGGUUGUGGUGGAGUUGCUCUCCAACAAGCUUCAAGAUCCUUUGUACGCUGUUCAAAUGCGGGCUCUGUGUGCUGUUUCAUGCCUCAUGACCUCUGACCUUCUCUCCUUGGAACAAAUAUUCGGCGCUACGCAACGCAGACUCCGUCAGCUGAGCGAAGGGCCUCCGGGGCCCGUGACCAACAAAGCUACCAAGAUCCUUCGACAGUUUGAGGCUCUCAUGGGUGGAUCUCAACAAGCUGCCAGGCAGGAUACAGUGAACAACAGUCACCAGGCAACAACUAAUCAACAUUAUCAGUCUGAGCCCUCUUCUGCAGAUGUCCAAACAUCUAAUCAGCCGGCUUCUUCUGAUCUGGACCAGGUGUGGAGAUGUUCCACAGAGGAGCUGAUAACUGCUCCUGAGGGGGACAAACUCACCAUCACUCAACGAGAAUCUGUAGAAAAUCCAGCAGAGCUAGUCAGACCUGCUGAUGUAAAAUCCCCCUCUGCAGAUCCAGAGCUCAUCAGAGACCGAAGUGGCUCCUGGUCACCUGAACCUGAGAGUGUGUCGUCCAGUCAGAGCAGACCGUCUCUGUUCAGAGGAAUGGAGCUGAUCACCAAGGGGAGAACGGUGUGCGAGAGUGAUACACCACAUACUGAGUGGGAUAAGACGGACAGGUUAGGUGGGACUGAAACUGUUCAGAUCUCGGACUCAGCUCAAACCAGUGAGGAAGUCUCCUCCAGUUGUGAUGUUUUUGCAUCUGAUAAAACACAGACAGCAUCUGCUUUCUCAUUUCUCAACUUUUGA
Nematolebias whitei (Rio pearlfish) is the source of this 1815-nucleotide messenger RNA. RefSeq names its product TEPSIN adaptor related protein complex 4 accessory protein (gene tepsin). Bases 1 to 1815 code for a protein of 604 amino acids. NCBI's taxonomy places the organism in Eukaryota, Metazoa, Chordata, Actinopteri, Cyprinodontiformes, Rivulidae. Gene Ontology annotation, cellular component: trans-Golgi network membrane. The record is from RefSeq and is a predicted model, not a curated record. The transcript has 13 exons.